CACGCCCGGAUGUAAAUAACGGGAACUAAGCAGUGACAAAAGCAUUUGUAGUGAAAUUGCUGUUUUUCGAAGUUCCUCUUUGCUUUAAACCUCUUUAAAAAGCCUAGAUUUAACCCGAUAACAGCGCGGGAAUAUCAUUAUUAACUCGUUUACAGUUUAAUUCCUUAUAUUCCUCACAGCCCGCCGGCCUGAGUCUCUCUCUCUGCAGCUGCGCAGUCCGGCUCUGCCUGCCAGUUUGUUUGUUUGCUGCAGUGCUGUGUCUGGUUUAGUUUAAUAUCGAGAAUAAUAAAUCAGAUUAUAGAGGAGGAUUAUAGAGAUUAAACCGGCCACGAUGUCCAUGACGACGCUGGGGAAGAGCCAGGCAUUCUGUCGAAAUGUGUCCAAACUUGAGCGCUUGAACACCCGGGUUAGCAAGCUGCUAACGGUGGCGGUGCAUGAGGUCCUGGAGGUGGUGAGAGAGACGGUGUCAGAGUAUCAGGAGAAAACUGCGCGAACACAGCGGGAGAACGAGAGACUGCGCCUGAAGUUACGGGAUGCACUGGAGCAGCUGGAGAAGGAGAGGGAAGUGUCCCAGCGUUGCACCGCCUCCUUGUCAGUCAACAGCUUGGCCACUCAGACUCUGCGCUUACCUGGCCCAGAUGUUUCCUGUUUAAGGCAGGAGUCUGCAUCUGCUCGGAUGGAGGAUCCAGCUGUUAAAAUGGAAGAGAGAACUCCUGCUGCAGAGACAGUGUGUGACCUGAGAGUCGCGCUAACCUUAGCUGACAUGUGCGCAACUGAAGCGGAGCACGACAAAAACGAAAAUGAGCAAGCCUCUGAUUCCUUACCCGCAGACUGCAUUCAGACCAUAGUAGUGGAAGACAUUAAAACUGAAUCUGCUGCUACAGAACACUCCUCACCACAGCAGCAGAUAGCCCAGGUUUUUGAUGAGGUUUCUGAGAAUCACAGCAACCCAGUAGAUAGACAGGACCUCGGUACAACAAGCACCUACAUCGUCCCUUUCACCCAGUCAACUCUCCCUACACCUGGGAGAAGCGCGAUUACAGGAAGAAGCACAAAGUUGGCCACAGAAGGGUUAAAUCGUGGACUUUCAGGAGGAUCCAAGACUCUGCUUGGGCCACGGGGUAUCGAACGGCAUGGCUGCAGGAUAUGUGGGAAGACAUUCAGCCGGGUGGGGAACCUUCGAAUCCACGAGCGAUGCCACACCGGGGAGAAGCCUCACUGCUGCCCCGUGUGCGGCCGCUGCUUCAUUCAAGCGGGAGAUCUGAAGAAACACAAGAGAGUUCACACCGGGGAGAAGCCUUACUACUGCCUGCAGUGUGGCAAAAACUUCAGUCGGAGGGAGAACCUUAAGCGGCAUCAGAAGAUCCACUUAGGAGAGAGUUUACAUCACCAGCGUUUGUGGAUAGACCCUCAGUAGAGCCGGGCAAAAUGUCCUGAAUCAUAUCACAGUUUAUUUUCGCGGAGUUUGACUGCAUUACAUUUUGUAGUUCAGAUUACAUCAGACAGCAAUGCACAGAUCAAUCAAGAAAAACUGCUGCAUUGUUGAGUACUGUUACAUCAUUAUGUGGGGAGUGGGGGGCAUUAAGUGUAUAUAGCAAAUUAAUUCAUACUUUUAUAAUGAUCUUGUUUUAAUGUUAAUAUGUACUAUUAAUACUGUUAAUGAAGGUAUUGCAUAAAUCAAUACUAGAGCAUGGGUCACAACUGCUUUAUUAAUAAAUAAGAAACUGCCCAUCCCUAACCCUCAGGGAGUAUUUAAACAAGUGUUUUAACAUCAGAAGACAUGUACAUUUGAUUAUCUUAAUGCAAAACUAUUAAAAGAAUUAGGUAUAUUUUAAUGCUGCAUUAACUUUGAUCCAAUUCUGGUUGUACUUUAAAGCUGUUUUACCCCUGUUUACAGCACUGCUGUAGAGAUGAGAUGACAGAAAAAGAGACCCAUAAUCUACAGCCCAAUUUUUUUUGAACAGGAAAACUGUUUUAAAGUAGAAAGCAGUUAAUAAACAGCCACUAAACACAAUUAAACAAGCAGCUAACAUUUUUGGAUAACUUUGUGUCAGAACAGUUUGGUUAACCAGGGUUCUGAAAAGCAUUUAGAAGAAAGUAGGGUUUAAGAUGUGUUGAUUUUUUUCUCUUCAAAGAUGUAGAUUGCUCACAUCCAGAUACAUAACUGCACCAAAUGCUGAUAAUGGAUUUUUACUGUGUAAUUUUGUUCACCUAAUAAAGAAGCAUCCAACAAAGGAUU
Molecule: messenger RNA, 2239 nt
Organism: Astyanax mexicanus (Mexican tetra)
Lineage: Eukaryota; Metazoa; Chordata; Actinopteri; Characiformes; Acestrorhamphidae
Product: zinc finger protein with KRAB and SCAN domains 5
Exons: 4
Coding region: 332-1417 (361 amino acids)
Cellular component (GO): nucleus
Source: RefSeq, a predicted model, not a curated record